Molecule: messenger RNA, 2049 nt
Organism: Lentinula edodes (shiitake mushroom)
Lineage: Eukaryota; Fungi; Basidiomycota; Agaricomycetes; Agaricales; Omphalotaceae
Product: kinase-like domain-containing protein
Exons: 11
Coding region: 1-2049 (682 amino acids)
Biological process (GO): regulation of MAPK cascade; intracellular signal transduction; protein phosphorylation
Cellular component (GO): cytoplasm
Molecular function (GO): protein serine/threonine kinase activity; ATP binding
Source: RefSeq, a predicted model, not a curated record
AUGUCGUAUCUGACACAAACGGCAUUAACACCUUCACGACCUGCACCUAAACCCAACGACAACAACGCCAUGUACACGCCUAACACAUCUUCCUCAUCCACUUCGGCGGCACUUUCUUCGUCAGGAUACAACAGCGCUCUAUCGUACUCCCCAUCAACGCCUGCUCCAUCCAGCUCUGCGUAUAAUGCGUAUAAUUCCAAUUAUUCGGGCAUCGGAGGAGUCCCGAGUGCUCAGGGCAGCACCUCCGCUACAGACGAUGCCUCGAUAAUUCGAAGUGGCUACGCCUCUGUAAAAGAAGACGGAACGUUCGCUAGUUGGAUCUGGAAAGUUAAAUGGCUUGUACUUAAAGAACAGACCCUCACAUUCCAUAAAUCCGAAUCAUCUUAUACUCCACAAACCACUAUCCCGCUCAAGGAUGUAUCCAACAUCGAGAGAACAGAUCUCAAACCGUAUUGUCUUUUAUUGGAAGCGGCGCCGAAUAAGAGGUUUUUCCUUUCCCUCAAAAACGACGAGGAAUUGUAUUCCUGGCAAGACGAAAUCUACUCCCGCACUCCACUCUCCUCGUUUUCCCAACCAACAAACUUUGUACACAAGGUCCAUGUCGGGUUUGACCCGAUCUCUGGAGCGUUCACCGGUAUGCCAGAACAAUGGAGUAAAUUGUUGACGAAGAGUGCGAUUACAAGGGAAGAUUAUGCGAAAGACCCUCAGGCGGUGCUUGAUGUGCUGGAAUUCUACACAGAUGGGUUGAAGAAAAGGGAGAUGGAAGAGAUGGGGAUGGAGAAGGAGGAGUUGGAGAAGGCGCAGCAGGAGAGAAGAGAUAGAGCUGAACAAGAUAAAAGAGAUAGGGAACGAGAGCGGGAAACUGAAAGGGAGAGAGAACGGGAGAGGGAUAGAAGAGAAAAAGAACCUGGUGCCAGACCACCUGCAAACCCACUUGGUGGUACGGGAUCGGCGAAAUCGACUCCAGCUAAUGUUGGUGGAGCAGCGCCACCGGUUAAACCACUGCAGCCUGCGAAGAAGGUACAGAUUGAGGAUGGGGGGAGAAAAGGUAUGCCAGGCGUCGCAGCUGCCGCUGCUGCUCUCAACGGCUCCUCAGCCAACGGCACAACAGGUACCAAUGGUACCGCCAAAGUGGAGAAAGAGAAACGCAUAAGCACGAUGACCGAGGUGCAGAUUAUGGCGAAGCUAAGGAGUGUGGUUAGUGAUGAAGACCCGAAGACGUUGUAUUCGAAGAUCAAAAAGGUUGGACAGGGCGCCUCUGGACACGUCUACGUCGCCAAAACACUCGCCACUGGCCGGAAAGUCGCGAUCAAAGAAAUGGAUUUGUCUCAUCAACCGAGGAAAGAACUCAUCGUAAACGAGAUCCUCGUCAUGCAAGAAAGCCAACACCCGAAUAUCGUGAAUUUCCUGAACAGUUACCUCGUUAAAUCAAACGAGCUGUGGGUCGUUAUGGAGUAUAUGGAGGGAGGAGCGUUGACGGAUAUCAUCGAGAAUAACACGUUGGAGGAGGAUCAGAUAAGUAGUAUUUGUUUCGAGACAUGCAAAGGCCUGACCCACUUGCAUUCCCAACAUAUCAUCCACCGUGACAUCAAAUCUGAUAACGUCCUCCUGGACUCGUUCGGUCGAGUGAAAAUCACAGAUUUUGGCUUUUGUGCAAAGUUGACGGAUCAGAAGAGCAAACGUGCAACAAUGGUCGGCACGCCCUACUGGAUGGCACCCGAAGUCGUAAAACAGAAAGAAUACGGCGCAAAAGUUGAUAUAUGGAGUUUAGGGAUCAUGGCGAUUGAGAUGAUCGAGAAUGAGCCGCCGUAUUUGGAUGAGGAACCGCUGAAGGCCCUCUACCUCAUAGCAACCAACGGAACCCCGACGCUGAAGAAACCCGAGUCUCUAUCAAGGGAAUUGAAAAGCUUCCUCGCUGUGUGUUUGUGCGUGGAUGUAGCGAGUCGGGCGACAGCAGGGGAGUUGUUGGAGCACGAAUUCCUCAAAAAAGCUUGCGCACUGAGCGGAUUGGCGCCAUUGUUGAGGUUCAGGACGAAGCAGGCUUCAUGA